AACGUUCAUCUUUUGAUUGGACUUUAUGAUUUUUACUUUGCAGGUCCCUGUCGUCCAGAACAUUGCAAGUUACCGAACUGUAAAUGUCCUGGGCCUGAAAUUCCAGGCUCAUUGCCAACAAAUGCAAUUCCGCAGAUAAUUCUAUUGACUUUUGAUGACGGAAUUAAUGAGCAUAAUAUCGGUUAUUACAGAGAUUUGUUUAGCAUGAACCUAACCAAUCCAAACGGCUGUCCAAUUCAAGCAACAUUUUUCGUUUCCGGCGAUAAUACUAAUUAUAACAGUGUGAAAGAAUUAUAUGACCAGGGGCAUGAAAUAGCUUCUCAUAGCAAAUCGCAUAAAUUUCCAGAAGAUUACUGGUUGAAUGCUGAUUACAAGACUUAUACCGAUGAAAUAAAUGGCAUGAAAAUCUGGCUUAGUGAAAAGUCCGAUAUUCCAGCAGAAGAUAUUCGAGGAAUGCGUUCACCGUUUCUUGCACUGGGAAAAGAUGCCCAGUUCAAAAGUUUGGAAGAUCAUAGAUUUUACUACGAUAGUUCGAUGGUUACAGGUUCAAUGUCUGAUACUACAGAGAUACCAACGUGGCCCUUUACACUUGAUUACCCGGUUAACUGGAAAUACUGUGCACUUAAAUACUGCCCAGAGAAAUCAUAUCCAGGUUUAUGGGAAGUCCCACUUAUACGUUGGUACAAUGACAAAGGCAGU
Octopus bimaculoides (California two-spot octopus) is the source of this 699-nucleotide messenger RNA. Its product is annotated as chitin deacetylase 7. NCBI's taxonomy places the organism in Eukaryota, Metazoa, Mollusca, Cephalopoda, Octopoda, Octopodidae. Gene Ontology annotation, cellular component: extracellular region. Gene Ontology annotation, biological process: carbohydrate metabolic process. Gene Ontology annotation, molecular function: chitin binding; hydrolase activity, acting on carbon-nitrogen (but not peptide) bonds. The record is from RefSeq and is a predicted model, not a curated record.